This is a messenger RNA of Lucilia sericata (common green bottle fly), 1570 nucleotides long. RefSeq lists its product as uncharacterized. Bases 819 to 1376 code for a protein of 185 amino acids. NCBI's taxonomy places the organism in Eukaryota, Metazoa, Arthropoda, Insecta, Diptera, Calliphoridae. The record is from RefSeq and is a predicted model, not a curated record. The transcript has 3 exons.
UAACCGAUAUUUCAAUAACAAAAAUCGAGCAACGAAAAAGUGUUUAAAGAAUAGAAAAGAAAAACUAAAGCAAAUAAGAAAAAUAUUAAAAAAAUAUAAAAGAUUUAUUAAGAAACUAUAAUAUUUUCAAAAAAAACAAUUAAAGAAAAACCCGGAAAGAUCUUUAAAAUUGAUCGUACGUAAAACUAAAAAAGGUAUUGUACUACUUUAGCUGUUAAAAAGCGGAUUAAGAGAGCAGCAACACAACUAAAUGAAAAAUUAAUUGGUUUCCAUUGUAUACAUUCAACCUUUUUUCAUGUUGUUACCUCCUUCUUGGGUCGGUCUCAUAAUACAAAACACUUCAAACAAUACCCUAAAUCAGCAGGUAAACGAAAUAUGAUAUUGAAAAACAUGACAAGAUGACACAUUUCGUGUAAUGGCCACAUAUAGAACUGAAAAAAAAUCCCUUAUUUAUAUUGAAUCAACUAGAGCAUUUUCCAGCGGUACAGGCAGAAUUAUACAACCUGUAAGAACAGUUUUGUUCAAAAGGUGUCAUAAAUUUUACGGUUAAUGAUAAUUUAUUGAUGGAACAAAUGACCUGCUUUGAACAUGUAUGAGCCUAAACUCUGCUACCUGGGCAGGGGAGGGGGAACACAGGCCACUAAGAAAAAGGGUGAUUUGUUGUAUAAAAUCUGUGAUCAUCUGGAAAAACGCAACAGAUUCAUUUAAGACAUCAAUGAGUAAAGAUCAUUAUUAAAUACGCUAAACUCUAAAAAGUUUCAAAACCGUGAAGAAAUUUAGUGAAUUGAUAAUUAAAACGUUAUUAACAAAAAUAAAAAAUGGCUCCAGCACAAACUUUGGAUAUUAAUACACAAAAUACUGAUAAAUAUACUCACAAGAAGUUCCAAGGAAAACGCAACUAUGCCCAUAAGAAGUUUGGCACAAGAUCAGCGAACUCUCUAAAAGAAACCGUUACCAACAACGAAGUUCUACAAAAUACCAACUCUACUUUGGCCCCUAAAAGAUCCACCAAUGAUCUCUUUAGACCCUAUGCUUUGCCCGAUAAUACACCUCCCCGUAAAAGAAAACAUUCUGAAGUACAAACGAAAUUGGAUGAAAAAGAAGAAAAUACCAUGGAAUUUAAAAGAUUUGCUGCCUCCUUCGCCCCGCCAACACCUUCACCCUCACCACCUAUGGCAUAUGCAGCAUACCAGCCCCAUUUUCUGCAGCCCUCACCUUUAUUCUUUAAUCCCAAUUAUCGUCUACAGCAACAACACUAUCAAUUUAAUCCCCAAACUUUUGCCUUAAUUUUACAAAAGCAACGGGCCGCUCUCUGUAUGGGUGAGAUUUUGAAACGGCAAGCUAAUCUUAAUUUGUACAAUCUAAAGGGACAAUAAGGCCUGCAAAGAAACCCUUUAGGGAAAGUCUCUAAGCCACCUUCCUUGGAAAGUAUUGAAAACAGCAAUUGUGAUAACUUAACAAAAAUAUUAAAAUAACCUCAACCAGUGAUUUUUAUUAUAAUUUUUUCUUUUUAUAUGUAAUUGUGUAUAAAUUAAAACAUUUUUUAAAAAUAUUAUUUUUUACUUAAAUU